AUGCUUUCACUCUUCAUUAACAACAAGCACGGCAGCCUCGUCUUCCAGCGGAAUUUCCGUGAGGGCCUGUGUCUCAAAGCCAACGACGCGAUUCGCCAGGCCUCAACCUUUCAUGGUCUUUCAGAAAUAGCUGCUCAGCUCUCACCUGUCAGGCCGCCUGCCAUUGGGGAGCUUUCCUUCAUUCAGCCCAAGGGCAUCUGUAUCAUCGAAGCCUUCGGCUUUAAGGUGCAGUGCCUCGAGACGCUCACUGGCCUGCGCUUUGUGCUGGUGGCCGAAACUGGGGUCUCUAGUCAACUCAUUGAGAACUGCCUCCGUCAAGCCUACGCCGCCUACACAGACUUUGGUUUGAAAAAUCCCUUCUAUGAUUUAGAUAUGCCCCUUAGAUGCCAGCUCUUUGAAGAGGAGAUCGAUAAGAUCUUUGGCGACUACACGAAGAGUUGA
Cyclospora cayetanensis is the source of this 441-nucleotide messenger RNA. Its product is annotated as trafficking protein particle complex subunit 4. Gene Ontology annotation, cellular component: TRAPP complex. Gene Ontology annotation, biological process: endoplasmic reticulum to Golgi vesicle-mediated transport. NCBI's taxonomy places the organism in Eukaryota, Apicomplexa, Conoidasida, Eucoccidiorida, Eimeriidae. The record is from RefSeq and is a predicted model, not a curated record. Bases 1 to 441 code for a protein of 146 amino acids. The transcript has 3 exons.